UUGCUUGUGCCUCCAUGGCGUCGUGUCUCUGUGCUCUCUCAGUAACAGAAAGUGGCCGCCUCUCCGCCGCCGCUGCAGACUCAAAGCUCAGACUCGCUCGGCGCCUUUAACCGCCAUUUUGGAGUCAGGGAAUCGAGAGUCGGCAGCAGCGGCGAGAGACACGCGCAAGGGGCCACACGGGGUGUCGAGGUGAGAGACACCGUUACGGCAAAGGAGCAAUGGUGGGGGGAAGAUGGCCGGGAGGGAGAAAAGAAUUAAAAUCACGAGGAGCACACACACGACCACGCAUUGAGCUUCCCCCAGCAAGGACACUCGGGACGCGGGCGGGCCGGUUAGGGCCUUGCCGUCUCGCCCGACCAGCCGGCUCGGCAAUUAAAGUCAUUAAAGCAGUAUCUUAAUAUAUAGUUAACGCAAAAGAGGUGGUGGCCUUAAAGUGACAGGGCGAUUGUGUUCACUUUAUAUUAAUGUUACGUGAAGACUCAAAACUCCCGUUAGCAUCCCCAAAGCUAAUGCUAAUACUGAGCUACAUGAUCAAGCCUAGCGGGCCAAAGUCCAUUCCACCCGGGCUAUAACACAGGAUUCACCCCAUGUAAGGCCACCUGGAAGCAGCGCCCCCAACUUAAGUUAAAGUCAUGCGAUAGGACCGAAUGUUAGCAUUUGAGCUUCGUUAGCUUUUUGCUCCAUCCCAAGCUAGCCGUUAAGCACAGUUCAACGUUCAAGGUUAGCUCUAGCUUAGGCUAACUAGACAAGCUAACCCCAACUGCAUGACAGUUGACAAGUGCAUGACUUUCAGCACACAUUUCACUUUAUUUCAAUGCAACUCAUGACAUAUAUCCUCAAUUUACGCGUCUGGGAAUAAGUUGAACGUGCUAUUUCUCAAAUGAGGGUUUUGGAUUCCAAUCUGAGUCCCCCUUGAGUGAUAGGUGCAUCUUCUCCCUGUGUCUGUGUGGAUUUUCCCCUCCCACACACACACACACACAUGCAAGUUGGUGAAAUGGUGGAGUUUGUCUUCAUGUGCUUUACAAUUGGUUGGUGACCAGUCCAGGGUGUAGCCUGCCUCUUCCUCAAAGCCAGCUGGGAGAGGCUUCAGAUCUCCUGUGACUGUGAUGAGGACAAGAGCUAUAGCAAAUGAACAGAUGGAUGGAUUCUUCUUCAUGCAUAUUUUCCCAAUAUGGCUUCUGCGUAUCCAAAGUCCUUCAACUAACCGAGGAUAAUGACUUCAGUUACAGAGAAUCUCGACGUUGCAGUAAAAAUCCCUGCCCAGCCGGGCGGGUGGGGGUAUCCGGACUGCAUGGCGUCGGGGCAGGGCGGGCGGCCGGAGCCGGCUGGUACGGCGGCGGCGGCGUGUUCUUCGGCUCUGGCGAAACCGCUCUACCUGCAACGCUUGGAGCGCUCCCUCAGGCUAGAAAGCUUUCUGCAUCAAACGGCCGCCAUCUUUAACAGAGAUGUCACCAGCGAUGACAGCGACGACAGCGACGGCGAUCUGGGCUCCGGCCUCUCCAUCGAACCCUUGGCGGUGAAGAGGGAGCCCUGCGACCCAGAGGACGCCUUUGUGGAAGGCAAGCCCCUCAACGGCGUUCUUCUGCAAGACCAAAAGAGCGACCAAGCGAACCUGUACAAUUUCUCAAAAAUGAAGAAGAAUCGCAAAUGGUUAAAGAGCCUGUUGCUGAGCGACAACACCACCGACUCGGACACGGACUCGGACGACUCGGACUUCAGCAUGUCGCGCGACGAGUUGCACGACAUGCUGAGGCUGCACCGCUACACCAGGCAGCACCAGAACAAGUUCCACACGGACCGUGAGCUUCAACACUAUCAGUACUACAGCACGGGGCUCCUUUCCAGUCAAGACCUCUUCUAUGAGCAACAGCGCCAUCUUGUGGGUCCAAAGAAGAGGAAGAUCAAAGAGGAGAAAAAAUUCAAGGCCAAGCUGAAGAAAGUGAAGAAGAAGAAGAAGCGCGGCGAGGGCGAUCUGUCCGACGAGAGCCUCCAUUAUGGGCCUCCCAAGACCUUCGCUAAGUUCUCGCAGGACGCGCCAGCGCCAAUCCUGAAGAAGAAGCACCUGAGCUUGGAGCAGCUGAACGCACGCCGACGCAAGGUGUGGCUCACCAUUGCCAAGAAGGAGAUCCCCAAGUCUUUCAAGCAGAAGACCUCCGCCAAGAACCUGGUCUUGACCAAUGCUAAAAAGUUGGCCCACCAGUGCAUGCGGGAGGUGCGACGAGCCGCCAUCCAGGCACAGAAGAACUGCAAGGAGACGCUACCUCGCGCCCGCCGCCUCACCAAGGAGAUGAUGCUCUACUGGAAAAAGUACGACAAGGUGGAGAAGGAGCACAGGAAGCGGGCGGAGAAGGAGGCGCUGGAGCAGCGGAAACUGGACGAGGAGAUGAAGGAGGCCAAGCGUCAGCAGCGCAAGCUCAACUUCCUCAUCACGCAAACGGAGCUCUACGCCCACUUCAUGAGCGGCAAAGCCUCCGCCGACUCGCCGAGCGGCGACGACGCCCAGGAGGAGAUCCUGAAGAAGCUGGACGACACCAGCGCCCGGCGGCAGAUUGACAUCGGAGGAGGCGUCAUGGUCAACGUGGGACAGGAGGACUACGACAGUGAAUACUACAAGUCUCAAGCUCUGAGGAACGCGCAGGAGGCCUACCACAUCCAUCAACAGAGAACGCGCAUGUUCGACGAGGACUCCCACGACAGCCGCUGCGCCUCGUCCUCGACGGCCGCCGGCUUCGGCGAGAGCUACAGCCUGUCCAACCCGUCCAUCCAGGCCGGCGAGGACAUCCCGCAGCCCACCAUCUUCAACGGCAAGCUGAAGGGCUACCAGCUCAAAGGCAUGAACUGGCUCGCCAACCUCUACGAGCAAGGUAUUAACGGUAUCCUAGCAGAUGAGAUGGGUCUCGGCAAGACCGUUCAGAGCAUCGCCCUGUUGGCUCAUCUCGCAGAGAGGGACAACAUCUGGGGCCCGUUCCUCAUCAUCUCCCCGGCGUCCACGCUCAACAACUGGCAUCAGGAGUUCUCACGCUUUGUGGCCAAAUUCAAGGUGUUGCCAUACUGGGGAAACCCUCACGAUCGCAAAGUCAUCCGCAAAUUCUGGAGCCAGAAAACCCUGUACACGCAGAACGCACCGUUCCACGUUGUGAUCACCAGCUACCAGCUAGUGGUCCAGGACGUCAAGUACUUCCAGAGAGUCAAGUGGCAGUACAUGGUUCUGGAUGAGGCCCAGGCACUGAAAAGCAGUACGAGCGUUCGGUGGAAGAUCCUCUUGCAGUUCCAGUGUCGAAACAGGCUGCUCCUCACAGGGACUCCCAUCCAGAACACAAUGGCCGAGCUGUGGGCCCUCCUGCAUUUCAUCAUGCCCACCUUAUUCGAUUCUCACGAGGAAUUCAACGAGUGGUUCUCCAAGGACAUCGAGAGCCACGCCGAGAACAAGUCGGCCAUCGACGAGAACCAACUUUCGCGCCUGCACAUGAUCCUCAAGCCUUUCAUGCUGCGCAGGAUCAAGAAGGAUGUGGAAAACGAGCUCUCGGACAAGAUCGAGAUCCUGACCUACUGCCAGCUAACGUCGAGGCAGAGGUUGCUCUACCAGGCCCUGAGGAACAAGAUCUCCAUCGAGGACCUGCUCCAGUCCUCCAUGGGCACGGCGCAGCAGUCCCACAGCACCACGUCGUCCCUCAUGAAUCUGGUCAUGCAGUUCAGGAAGGUGUGCAAUCAUCCGGACUUGUUUGAACGCCAGGAGACACGCUCUCCUUUCCACAUGUCCCUCCCGCCCUACGUGUUGUCCAAGUUCCUCUAUCGUCACGGCCUCCUCCAUGUUCACCGCCAGGCCACCGACAAGUCACUGCGAGUGCUGCUGUCUCCCUUUUCCCCGAAUCAUAUCCAACGGUCGCUCUUUCACAAGAAAGGCGACGAUGAAGGAAACUGUUUUUCCUUCCUGCGCUUCAUUGACGUGUCGCCGGCCGAAAUGUCCAACCUCAUGCUGCAAGGCACCUUGGUCAGGUGGUUAGCCCUUUUUCUGUCCCUGAAGGCAGCGUACCGACUCCAUUGUCAGCGGCUGUUCACCCUCCAGGAAGAAGGCGCAGGGGUCGCAGGGGGGACGCCACGGUCCGGGACUCUGUCUCACAAAGACCUCCUCUUGUGGAUACACAGACCCUCAUCCUUCCCCAACACGCAAACGAGCCCUGUGCUAAGGAACCUGGUCUUCACGGCCCUCAGGCCAGGUAUGGUCGGACACGCCGACGUGACCGUCCACUGUCGACGUUCCGCCGCCUCCCGAGUGUGGCCGUGCCAGCCCGCGCUCCCGCCCAAGUUCCUCCUGGCAGCCACACCCAGGGUCACGGCGGUUCCAACGGAGCGCUACUGCGCCGAUCGAAGCGCCGAGCACGAGUGGCGGGUGACGCGCGGCGGCGGCGGCGCCGUCUUCAAAGAAUGCUUCCUUUACGGCACGCCCGACCUAGCCUCCCAUUGGCGGCGGAGGGCGGGCUCCUUCUUCCCGCAACAAUCCGGCGGCGUGACGGCCGUCUUCCCUCAGCACGGCUGGUCCUACAUUCGGAUCCCAGAUAAGGAAAGUCUAAUCACGGAAAGUGGCAAGCUUCACACCCUGGACAUCCUGCUGAGUCGACUAAAGGCCCAGGGACACCGAGUCCUCAUCUAUUCCCAGAUGACCCGCAUGAUCGACCUGCUCGAGGAGUACAUGGUUUACCGCAAGCACACCUACAUGCGCCUGGAUGGCUCCUCGAAGAUCUCCGAGCGUAGAGAUAUGGUGGCGGACUUCCAGAGUCGGACGGACAUCUUUGUGUUCCUACUCAGCACCAGAGCGGGCGGGCUCGGCAUCAACUUGACGGCGGCCGACACUGUCAUCUUCUACGACAGUGACUGGAACCCCACCGUGGACCAGCAGGCCAUGGACCGGGCCCACCGACUGGGUCAGACCAAGCAGGUGACAGUCUAUCGACUCAUCUGCCAGGGGAGCAUCGAGGAACGCAUCCUGCAGCGAGCUAAAGAGAAGAGCGAGAUUCAAAGGGUGGUGAUAUCCGGCGGUAACUUCAAACCCGACACGCUCAAACCCAAGGAGGUGGUCAGCCUUCUGCUGGAUGAUGACGAGCUAGAGAAGAAAUUGCGUCAGAGACAGGAGGAGAAGCGGCAGCAAGAGGAGAGCAGCAAGGUGAAGGAGCGCAAGAGGAAGAGGGAGAAGUAUGCUGAGAAGAAGAAGACGGAGGAGUCUGAAAUCAAGAGGAGGAAAGAGGCCAACCUGGUCAUCGUGCACGCGCCCUCGGCCGACAACUCCAACUUGUCGGCGGACGGCGACGACUCCUUCAUCAGCGUGGAAAUGGACUCGGCCAUGCCCAGCCCCUUUAGCGAGCCUGCGUGCGUGUCUCCGUGUGCACCUUUGGGCCAGCAGAUCUCACUUAGCAGCGAACUCCAGCCCGGCUCGCUGCCGCCGGAGGCCGAGGCGGACGAGAGCAGCAACGACAUGCUGGUCAUCGUGGACGAGCCGCUGUCUUCGGCGCCGCAGUCGCGGGCCACCAACUCCCCCGUCUCCCUGUCCGGUUCCGUCUCGGACAACGUGAACGGUAUUCUGACCUCAGACUUCAGCCCCGGCAGAGGGAGGUCGGGCCGGAGUCGAGGACGCCCGAAAGGAUCCGGGGGCGGGCCCAAGUCUGGGGGCAAAGGGCGAGCUCGCAAGUCGACGGCGGGCAGCGCGGCGGCGAUGGCGGGAGCGAUGGCCGGAGCGGCGGCUGCAUCUGCGGCAGCGUACGCCGCGUACGGCUACAGCGUUUCCAAAGCGGGCCAAGCCGUGUCCAACCCCCUGCAGCCUUCCGUGGGUCGUUCUGGCCCCGCCUUCAACUCGGCCAGAGGCUCGUCUCCGCAAGCCAAGGCCGCAGGCGCAGCAGCUGUUUUGGGCCCGGGCAAGCAACUGGUUCACGGCCACCACCAGCUUGUCAGGAAAAGCAAAGGACCCCAAUGAUGCACUCAUCAAAGUGUGCUCCCACUAGAUAACACAACAGACCUGGUCUCACUGUGAUCCUCAAAAGCUGCCCCCCCCCCCCCCCCCGACCCGUGCCUAAACCAAUUAACAGUAUUGACUCCAUACCAUGGUCAUAAUUCAAACACCUUUCAAGCCUAUUUUUAACGCGGUCAAGGACCAGUAUCCAACAUUUUUCUCCAGAACUCCAAGGGCUGUCCAAUAAACUGAGCCAUGCCAUCCUUGUACAACAGUAACCCCCCUUUUUUUUUAUCCAUUGGGUUAUUCAACGAUUAUCAUUUGCGGACCAACCAACAUUUCACAAUUGACCCCCCAAAUGUCUGCAGCUUUUCUACUUCAAAAAGUUCCUUUUUUUUUUUCCCUUCCAAAACCGUAAAGACAAGUGUGGCAGGUCUUCACUCAAGCCAGCAGGAUUUCUAUCUCUUUUUCUGCCAAAUGUGUCGUGUGGAAAUAUUUCGAAAUGAGGGUCAAACGAGAAUUGCUGCUAAUAGAAAAUUGUUUCAAGACAAAGAAUUUGUGGUGUAGGAAUUAAGUUAUUUCAGUUUAGAGUAGCCCAUUAGCUGUGAAUAUGAUAUUCACUUGUAAAUCUUGUGUAUAUUGUAUUGAAGUCACUCUAUAUCUUAUCUAUUUUUGUCAGGGGGCAGCUCCUGCGCUUGAGGCACAUGGCUCAUUUUUUGGUGUUGCGUGAGUGCCUGUUCGAGGCUUGUGUGGAAAUUGUGACUACAAAUAUAUGAUCCCCUGUAUCAUAUGUGUACAUAAUGACAAGGGCGACGUCGUCUCUGGCUUUACCCCUCCACACGUUUGCCUGUCUAUUUUUAUAGGUCGCGUGUAUAAUAAAAACAAAUGCAUCUGUCAUUUUACUAACGGUAAGAGUCGCGUGGAAAUAAAGAAUGUGUGAAAUCGG
Molecule: messenger RNA, 6887 nt
Organism: Syngnathus typhle (broad-nosed pipefish)
Lineage: Eukaryota; Metazoa; Chordata; Actinopteri; Syngnathiformes; Syngnathidae
Gene: ino80
Product: INO80 complex ATPase subunit
Exons: 36
Coding region: 1214-5965 (1583 amino acids)
Biological process (GO): DNA repair; chromatin remodeling; DNA-templated transcription
Cellular component (GO): nucleus; Ino80 complex
Molecular function (GO): ATP hydrolysis activity; ATP binding; ATP-dependent chromatin remodeler activity
Source: RefSeq, a predicted model, not a curated record